Molecule: messenger RNA, 7973 nt
Organism: Scleropages formosus (Asian bonytongue)
Lineage: Eukaryota; Metazoa; Chordata; Actinopteri; Osteoglossiformes; Osteoglossidae
Product: myosin-10-like
Exons: 42
Coding region: 270-6251 (1993 amino acids)
Biological process (GO): actomyosin structure organization; mitotic cytokinesis; regulation of cell shape
Cellular component (GO): cytoplasm; myosin filament; myosin II complex
Molecular function (GO): microfilament motor activity; ATP binding; actin filament binding
Source: RefSeq, a predicted model, not a curated record
UGAUUUGGAGAAAGUUCAUUUGUGCUGCUCUUGUAUGAAACACUGUUUUGGCUGUUUUUGAUGCUUUCAAACCAUCUAGAAUAUACAGUGUAUUGUUUUGUUGCUGUUUACAGCUGACAUUUGUGUAAUUUUAUUGCAGCAAUUGUGUUGCUGUAACAUCUCGUCAUGUGGUAGCGUAGUGUUUAGGUUCUGAAGGUUCCCAGGUUCAAGUCCCACUCCUGUCGUAGUACUCUUUAUGAAGGUGGCCCGUUGUGUUCCAGCAUUCCAAGAUGGCGCAACGUGGGCAGGAUGAUCCCGAGCGGUACCUCUUCGUGGACCGGGCAGUGGUCUACAACCCAGCCACGCAGGCUGACUGGACAGCCAAGAAGCUAGUGUGGGUGCCCUCGGAGCGGCACGGGUUCGAAGCGGCCAGCAUACGAGAGGAAAGGGGUGACGAAGUGCUGGUGGAGCUUGCGGAGAAUGGCAAGAGGGCUGUAGUCGGUAAAGAUGACAUCCAGAAGAUGAACCCGCCCAAGUUCAGCAAAGUGGAAGACAUGGCUGAGCUCACCUGCUUGAAUGAGGCCUCUGUGCUGCACAACCUGAAGGAGAGAUACUACUCGGGGCUCAUUUACACAUAUUCUGGACUCUUCUGUGUUGUGAUCAACCCGUACAAGAACCUGCCUAUCUACUCAGAGAACAUCAUUGAAAUGUACCGGGGCAAGAAGAGGCAUGAGAUGCCACCCCACAUCUACGCCAUUUCGGAGACUGCCUACAGGUGCAUGCUCCAAGACCGAGAAGACCAGUCCAUCCUUUGCACAGGGGAGUCGGGGGCUGGAAAAACGGAGAACACCAAGAAGGUCAUCCAGUAUCUGGCACAUGUGGCCUCAUCCCACAAGGGGCGUAAAGACCACAACAUCCCUCAGCCUGAUUCGCCUAAACCAAAACCAGUGAAGCUGCAGGGUGAGUUGGAACGUCAGCUUCUGCAAGCUAAUCCCAUCCUGGAAUCCUUUGGGAAUGCCAAGACGGUGAAGAAUGACAACUCAUCUCGUUUUGGUAAGUUCAUCCGGAUCAACUUUGAUGUAACCGGUUACAUCGUCGGGGCCAACAUUGAAACUUACCUGCUCGAGAAGUCGCGUGCAAUUCGCCAGGCAAAGGAUGAACGCACCUUCCACGUCUUCUACCAGUUGCUGGCUGGAGCUGGAGAACAUCUCAAGUCUGACUUGCUCCUGGAGGGGUUCAACAGCUACCGCUUCCUGUCCAAUGGCAAUAUUCCCAUUCCUGGCCAGCAGGACAAGGACAACUUCCAGGAGACCAUGGAAGCCAUGCAUAUCAUGAGCUUCUCCCAUGAAGAGAUCCUGGCCAUGCUCAAGGUGGUGUCAUCAGUGCUGCAAUUUGGGAACAUUGUCUUCAAGAAGGAGAGGAACACAGAUCAGGCCUCCAUGCCUGAGAACACAGCUGCCCAGAAAUUGUGUCACCUUCUGGGUAUGAACGUUAUGGAGUUUACACGUGCCAUCCUGACCCCACGGAUCAAGGUGGGCCGCGAUUACGUACAGAAGGCACAGACCAAAGAGCAGGCAGACUUUGCAGUGGAGGCCCUAGCAAAGGCCACAUAUGAGCGGCUUUUCCGCUGGCUGGUUCAUCGCAUCAACAAAGCCCUGGACAGGACCAAGCGCCAAGGCGCCUCCUUCAUUGGCAUCCUUGACAUUGCUGGCUUUGAGAUCUUUGAGCUGAACUCAUUUGAACAGCUGUGUAUCAACUAUACCAACGAGAAGCUGCAGCAGCUCUUCAACCACACCAUGUUCAUCCUGGAGCAGGAGGAGUACCAACGGGAGGGCAUUGAGUGGAGCUUCAUCGACUUCGGCCUGGACCUGCAGCCCUGCAUCGACCUCAUAGAACGCCCGACUAACCCUCCUGGCAUCCUUGCCCUCCUUGAUGAGGAGUGUUGGUUCCCCAAGGCCACGGACAAGAGCUUUGUCGAGAAGGUGGUCCAAGAGCUGGGCACCCACCCCAAGUUCCAGAAGCCCCGGCAGCUGAAGGACAAAGCUGACUUCUGCAUCAUCCACUAUGCUGGAAGGGUGGACUACAAGGCUGACGAAUGGCUGAUGAAGAACAUGGAUCCCCUGAAUGACAAUGUGGCCACACUCCUGCAUCAGUCCACUGACAAGUUCGUGGCUGAGCUCUGGAAAGACGUGGAUCGUAUUGUGGGCCUGGACCAGGUGGCUGGAAUGAAUGAGACCACCUUUGGCUCAGCCUACAAGACUAAGAAGGGCAUGUUCCGCACGGUGGGCCAACUGUACAAGGAGUCGCUCACCAAGCUGAUGGCCACCCUGAGAAACACCAAUCCCAACUUUGUCCGUUGUAUCAUCCCUAAUCACGAGAAGAGAGCAGGAAAGCUGGACCCCCACUUGGUUCUGGACCAGCUGAGGUGUAACGGUGUCCUAGAGGGAAUCCGCAUCUGCAGGCAGGGUUUCCCCAACCGCAUCGUCUUCCAGGAGUUCAGGCAGAGAUAUGAGAUCUUGACCCCAAAUGCAAUCCCUAAGGGCUUCAUGGAUGGAAAGCAAGCCUGUGAGAGGAUGAUCCAAGCCCUGGAGCUGGACCCUAACCUCUUCCGAAUCGGCCAGAGCAAGAUCUUUUUCAGGGCUGGGGUCCUGGCUCACCUGGAAGAAGAGAGAGACCUGAAGAUCACCGAUAUCAUUAUUUAUUUCCAGGCCAUGUGCCGCGGCUACUUAGCUCGCAAGGCAUUUGCCAAGAAGCAACAGCAGCUCAGUGCCCUCAAAGUCCUACAGAGGAACUGUGCUGCCUACCUGAAGCUGCGUCACUGGCAGUGGUGGAGGCUCUUCACAAAGGUGAAGCCCCUUCUGCAGGUGACACGGCAGGAAGAGGAGCUACAGGCCAAGGAUGAGGAGCUGUCCAAAGUGAAGGAGAAGCAGACUAAAGUGGAGAGUGAGUUGGCUGAAAUGGAGAGGAAACAUCAGCAGCUUCUGGAAGAGAAGAAUAUCCUAGCAGAGCAGCUACAGGCAGAGACAGAGCUUUGUGCAGAAGCUGAGGAGAUGCGAGCACGCCUUGCUGCCAAGAAACAAGAAUUGGAGGAAAUCCUGCACGACCUAGAAGCCCGUGUAGAGGAAGAGGAGGAGAGAAAUCAGACCCUGCAAAAUGAAAAGAAGAAGAUGCAGUCUCACAUCCAGGACUUGGAAGAGCAGUUGGAUGAGGAAGAAGGUGCUAGACAGAAGCUUCAGCUGGAGAAGGUGACAGCUGAGGCAAAAAUUAAGAAGAUGGAGGAGGACAUCCUGCUUCUGGAGGACCAAAACUCCAAGUUUCUGAAGGAGAAAAAGUUGCUUGACGAUCGUGUGGCUGAGAUCACCACGCAGCUUGCAGAGGAAGAGGAGAAAGCCAAAAAUCUUGGAAAAAUAAAAAACAAGCAAGAAGUGAUGAUCGUGGACCUGGAAGAGCGCUUGAAAAAAGAGGAGAAAACUCGCCAGGAGCUGGAGAAGGCCAAGCGGAAACUCGACAGCGAAACGUCUGACCUCCAGGACCAGAUUGCAGAGCUGCAAGCCCAGAUAGAUGAGCUGAAGACCCAGCUGGCUAAAAAGGAAGAGGAGCUGCAGGCUGCUCAGACCAGGAAUGAUGAGGAGGUGGCCCAGAAGAACAACGCUCUGAAGCAGGUGCGGGAGCUGCAGGCCCAGCUGGCCGAGCUGCAGGAGGACCUGGAGUCAGAGAGGCUGGCUAGAACCAAGGCUGAGAAGCUGAAGAGAGACCUGAGCGAGGAGCUGGAAGCUUUGAAGACGGAGCUGGAGGAUACCCUGGACACCACUGCAGCACAGCAAGAGCUGAGGACCAAGCGUGAGCAGGAGGUGGCUGAACUGAAGAAGGCCAUUGAUGAGGAGACCAGGAAUCACGAGUCCCAGAUUCAGGACAUGCGUCAACGACACUCCACUGCCCUGGAGGAGCUGUCUGAACAGCUGGAACAGACCAAGCGGUUCAAGUCAAACCUAGAAAAGUGCAAGCAGUCUCAAGAGAACACAAACAGAGAGCUUGCAAACGAGGUGAAGGGGCUGCAGCAGGUCAAGGUUGACUUGGAGCACAAGAGGAAGAAGCUGGAGAUGCAGGUCCAAGAGCUCACAGCUCGGGUGACGGAGGGAGAGAAGUCAAAGAGUGAGCUGGCUGACCGUUCCCACAAGCUGCAGACAGAACUGGACAAUGUCUCUACGCUGCUGGAGGAUGCAGAAAAGAAAGGAAUCAAACUGGCCAAAGAUGUUGCUAGCUUGGAGAGUCAAUUGCAGGACACACAGGAGCUGCUUCAGGAGGAGACAAGGCAGAAGUUGAACCUGAGCAGCCGAGUCCGCCAGCUGGAGGAGGAAAAAAAUGGUCUACAAGAGCAGCAAGAGGAGGAGGAAGAAGCACGCAGAAACCUGGAGAAGCAGCUGGCCACCCUGCAGGCCCAGCUUGUUGAGACAAAAAAAAAGCUGGAAGAUGAUGUUGGUACAAUGGAGGGACUGGAAGAAGCAAAGAAGAAGCUGCAGAAGGACAUGGAGUGUACUGCUCAAAGGCUGGAGGAGAAAGCCUUGGCAUUUGAUAAACUGGAGAAAACAAAGAAUCGACUGCAACAGGAGCUGGAUGACCUAAUGGUAGACUUGGACCACCAAAGACAGAUUGUCUCAAACCUGGAGAAGAAGCAAAAGAAAUUUGACCAGAUGCUGGCAGAAGAGAAGAACAUAUCAGCACGCUUUGCCGAAGAGCGGGAUCGAGCAGAAGCGGAGGCUCGGGAGAAGGAGACUAAGGCGCUGUCCCUGGCCCGUGCAUUGGAUGAGGCCCUGGAGGCCAAGGAGGAGCUUGAGAGGGUCAAUAAGCAGUUACGUGGAGAAAUGGAGGACCUCAUGAGCUCCAAGGACGACGUGGGCAAAAAUGUUCAUGAGCUGGAGAAGUCCAAGAGAGGCAUGGAGCAGCAGCUGGAAGAGAUGAAGACCCAGCUGGAGGAGCUGGAGGAUGAGCUGCAGGCCACAGAAGAUGCCAAGCUGAGGCUGGAGGUCAACAUGCAGGCCAUGAAGGCCCAGUUUGAGCGUGACCUGCAGGCCCGUGAUGAGCAGAACGAAGAGAAGAAGAGGCAGCUGGUCAAGCAGGUACGGGAAAUGGAGGCCGAAUUGGAAGAUGAACGCAAGCAAAGAGCUUUGGCCAUUGCAGCCAAAAAGAAGAUGGAGAUGGACCUCAAAGACCUGGAAGCUCAAAUUGAAGCAGCCAACAAGGCCCGUGAUGAAGCCAUUAAGCAGCUGCGCAAACUCCAGGCUCAGAUGAAGGACUACCAGAGAGAGCUGGAGGAGGCCCGUGCUUCCCGUGAUGAGAUUUUUGCCCAAUCUAAGGAAAAUGAGAAGAAACUUAAGAGCUUGGAAGCAGAGAUUCUUCAGCUACAGGAGGAUCUAGCAGCUUCAGAAAGAGCUCGGCGGCAUGCUGAACAAGAGCGUGACGAACUAGCAGAUGAGAUCUCCAAUAGUGCCUCGGGAAAGUCAGCUCUGCUGGAGGAGAAACGAAGGCUGGAGGCCCGCAUUGCCCAGCUGGAAGAGGAGCUGGAGGAGGAACAGAGCAACAUGGAACUUCUCAACGACCGUUUCCGUAAGACCACCAUGCAGGUGGACGGCCUCACCUUGGAGCUGUCAGGGGAGCGUAGCGCAGCUCAGAAGAGCGAGAAUGCCCGGCAGCAGCUGGAGCGCCAGAAUAAGGAGCUGAAGGCUAAGCUACAGGAACUGGAGGGUUCGGUUAAGUCCAAAUUCAAGGCCGCUAUUACUGCGCUAGAGGCUAAGAUCAUACAGUUGGAGGAACAAUUGGAACAGGAGGCCAAGGAGAGAGCAGCUGCCAACAAGAUUGUGCGUCGCACAGAGAAGAAGCUGAAGGAGGUGUUCAUGCAGGUUGAGGAUGAGCGUCGCCAUGCCGACCAGUACAAAGAGCAGAUGGAGAAAGCCAACUCCAGGAUGAAACAGCUGAAGAGACAGCUGGAGGAGGCUGAGGAGGAGGCCCAGAGGGCCAACGCCAACCGCAGAAAGCUGCAGAGGGAGCUGGAGGAUGCCACAGAGGCUAGCGAGGGUCUGAGCCGUGAAGUCAACACGUUGAAGAGUCGCCUCAGGCGAGGGGGACCAAUCAGCUUCUCCUCCAGUCGCUCUGGCCGCCGACAGCUACCAGUAGAGGGUGCUUCCCUUGAGCUGUCUGACGACGACGGCGGCGGCGUCAGCGAAAGCAAGCCUGCUGAGACGAACGAGACAUCUCCACCUCCCCAGCCAGAGUAGAAGCCUUUUCCAGAAGCAGCACGCAGAGUUGCUCCGCCCAGCCUAUCCCAGAACCGCUUUCCUAUUCUGCCCCCCCCCCCCAGUUCCCCCUGCAGGUAGGCCAGUGCUACUGCUCAAGUGAAGUCCUCCAGCCAUCAAGGAGGCACCACCACCUUACCCUGCCAAAACUGCAAGGCUAAGAAAAUCAUUGAACUCUUGUCUUAAUAUAACUCUAGCCUUGAUAUAAUGUACUAUGCUUUCUGUAUGAAUAGAUUCAAGUGCAUUUUACAUGUACCAUAUGUGGUCGGGUGGGUGUGCGUGUGUGUGUAUGUGUGUAUAUAUAUGUACACAUACACACAACCACACAUGCAUUGAAAGACAGAGUAAAGGGGUAAGUCGCUUUCUCAAUGAUAAUUAAAUUAAAGCCAUUUCCUAAAUACACCUGUUGCACAACCUGCCCCUUUAUUAAACAGUAUUCUUAUAUUAGGGGAAUCUUCAGUCAUUGUUAUCACAUGUGACUUUCUGUGUUCACCAUUAUGCUUUGCUAAAAAUAUAAUUACACAAAAAAGAGCCGUUUGAAGUUUCUGUAGAGUCAGACGUGAACUGGAGUAAACUAGACUGUGAAAAAGCUAAUUUCAAGGGAUUUUCAUAGUAAAAGGACAAAAUUGCAGGGAUGCUAAUUCAGGAAAGUUAUUUAUAAGGUAUACAUACUCCAUUUUCUAAAUUUAAAGAAGAUAAAGCAGCAGGAAAGAAACAGUUGAGUAAUAAGGAGUAUAGGUGAGGUGCACAGACAACUGAAAACUGGACUCCCUAAUAAAAUGUGUUCUUGUUCUCUGUAUAUUCAUACAUAUGGCAAAAUUAAGUUCAGUCAGUUAGUUUAAGUUAGUGUUGGUAAUAGUUUAAUGCUGUGACAAACAAAAUGGUCUGAUAAUGAAAUGUAUAAGCAGGUGAAAUUGUAAAAAAAUGUUGCUUGGCAACAAUGUGUUCCAGAAGGAUUCAGAGAAUGUCACAGAAUAUGAAGUUGAGCAGUGUGGAGAUUUCCAUACCUCCAUAAUUCCACGAUCAACAUAUUUAUCACUUUCAUUCUUUAUUCCUUUUUUUUGAGUAUUACAAAGUGGGAAAUGUGUGAAACACUAAGCUCUUAUUAUUCACAUAUACAGAAAUGUUUCCUUAAAGUGCCUUAGACACUAAUAAGAAAGCAUUGGUGGAAGAUGUGUGUAUGCACUCAAAUUACAUGCAUGCCCACACAAAGAUACAUAUGUUUAUUACAUGUUCAUUUACUUGUAACGAUGACUGAAGGUGAAACAAUGUCCAUAUUAUUUGUCUUUAUUUAGCUGUGCUUUGAAUCAUACGGUAUGUACCCGUUCCUGCUAGGCCGUAGCUUCUCCCUCCUGGUCCUGGAGGCCAGCAGAGUGUAGGCUUUGAUUCUGCCAGAAAACUUCAACAUUUUGAUUUAUCGCUUUCCUAAUUUAACACAUUUUGAGGUCUGUCAGUAUUGAGGCUGUGAAGACACCUGGUAGACAGAAAGGUCUAAGGCCCUCAAGGACCAGGAGUGAAGGCCCAAGUAUAAGUAAGAGCAUGUGGGUUUGGAUCGGUGUUCUUACCUCUGAAAUGUUGAAUCUUCUGCCGUUUGGUUAAAAGCUUUAACAUCCAUGAGGCAGUUAUUACACGUAUGCUGAACUGGCUGUUGACAACCAGGCUUUGGACUGCAGACAUUCUAGGUUAUUUCUUGUACACCUGUAU